Molecule: messenger RNA, 1346 nt
Organism: Nicrophorus vespilloides
Lineage: Eukaryota; Metazoa; Arthropoda; Insecta; Coleoptera; Silphidae
Product: 3-hydroxyisobutyryl-CoA hydrolase, mitochondrial-like
Exons: 3
Coding region: 122-1258 (378 amino acids)
Biological process (GO): L-valine catabolic process
Cellular component (GO): mitochondrion
Molecular function (GO): 3-hydroxyisobutyryl-CoA hydrolase activity
Source: RefSeq, a predicted model, not a curated record
UAGAUCUGUUAUGAAUAAGUGAUUAACAUCUUAUCUCAAUGUGAAUGUAUAAAAUUGCCAUUAGUUUGCAUAUUUUUGUAUCAAUUGUGUUUCAAUAAUUUGUGGUGUCUCCUUGCUGUGCAUGAUGGCCUGCAGGAAUCUAUUCCUAACCUCUAAAUUGAGCAAACAACUAUUGAGUAACAGGAGUUCUAUUUUUUAUAGAGCCAUGUCAACGGAGAGUGAUGUGCUCUUCGAAGAUGUUAAAGGCAAGGGGGUGAUUACAUUCAACAGACCCAAAGCUUUGAAUGCUUUGAACUUGUCCAUGGUUGAAAAGCUGUUGCCAACUCUGCAGAAGUGGGAGAAGGAAAAGUCUAUGGUUGUGGUGAAAGGAGCUGGUGGCAAGUCUUUUUGUGCUGGUGGAGAUGUAAGGGCUGUGACUGAAGCUGGUCUGAGAGGUGAAAGAUAUGGCUAUGAUUUCUUCAAGAAGGAAUAUAUUAUCAAUGGCAUAAUUGGAACCUAUGGGAUCCCAUACAUUGCCUUGAUUGAUGGCAUUGUAAUGGGUGGAGGUGUUGGAAUGUCUGUACAUGCACCAUACAGGGUGGCCACUGAGCGCACGCUCUUCGCCAUGCCCGAAACAGCCAUCGGUUUAUUCCCGGAUGUUGGUGGUUCCCACUUCUUACCGCGGUUGGGUGGUAAAUUGGGACUUUACUUAGCCCUGACCGGUGUUAGGCUCAGGGGUGCGGAUGUCUUGAAGGCCGGCAUAGCCACGCAUUACGUAGACAGCUCAAACCUGGAGAAUGUAGAAAAGGCUCUAUUGGAUUGCUCCAAUGUACAGGACAUAGACAAAGUUCUUAAGGGAUUCUCGGUAGUCGAUAAUAAUGAAUUUUCUUUGAAAUCGGUGAUGGAGAAGAUCAACACAUGUUUCAACGGCUCCACGGUUGAACAGAUUUGCAGUAAUUUGGAAAAGGAUGGAUCCAGCUGGGCGCAGGAAACUCUUAAGCUGCUCAACCACAUGUCGCCGACCAGUCUGAAAAUUACCCUGGAGCAACUCAAUAUGGGAAGCAAAAUGAAUCUCCUGGAAUGUCUCCAGAUGGAGUACAGAAUGGCGGUUAAUUGCUUAAAUAAUAAAGACUUCUAUGAAGGUGUACGCGCACUUUUGAUUGACAAAGACAAGAGCCCAAAAUGGAACCCGGCUACUAUUUCCGAAGUCUCUGAUAAACUCGUGCAAAGCCACUUCAGCAAACUCCCUGAAGAUGAGGAAUUAAAGCACAAACUGUGAUAACCGGUAUACGAAUAUCUUCGUACAUUUUAUGCUCUUAGGCAUUAUGUUCAAAGCUUCUAAAUAAAUUUUACUAUUUCUCUUUUCA